AUGAUCUAUAUGUUAUUUUGUUCUAUAGACUUAUUACUGAAUACCUCCUACUGUCUCAUAACAUUUUAAAGUGGAUAUUUUUAGACAUUCUAUAAGUGGAUAUGGGAAAAAAACAACAUAUUAUUUGCUUUUUUAACUCCAAAUCAAUCAUUCUAGAGCACAAUUAAAUUUGCGUCAAGAUUUACCAAUAUUCCAGAAGUAUUCAUUAUUACUUAAGUUUUUGAUUUGGAUUCUGGAAGUGUUUAAGGAUAUUGGUUUUAUAUAAUGGAUGUAAUAAGAUCAGGUGAAUUUUAAUUUUAUAAUGUUAGGUUUUACAGUCAAAAUAUAAGUUCCAUAUUCAACGCCUUAUAAAGGAAUUGGAUUCAGAUAAUGUUCAUAGAUGACUUAGGUCGAAAAGUGGUUUCAAGGUUUAAUUAAUUUAAUCCAGUUAAUGGAAUUUUUAAAAUCUCUCAUUCAAAUCCAAACUUUGUUAUAGGAAUUUUUUCUUUGAUAUGUAUAGAAUGUUAAGGUUCGUUCAAUUAUCAAAUAUAUGUAUACUUAAUGAUAAAAAUCUAGGUGUCAAAAGUGACUAAUACUGAUUGUACUUAAAUUGGAUACUAAAUACUUCUUGGUACUAAAGAUGCUUUUUCUAUUAAAGGAACUAUAUAUACUACUUCUUUUCCAUCAUAUAUUGAAUCAUUCAAUUUUGAAACAGGAUAGGAAAAUUCUUAAUUAUUAGCAUAUUUUUAAGGGAUUUUGUAUCUAUAAGGAAUUACAUUUAGAUUAAGAAUCAUUAGAGACAAUUAUGUAGAUAGUUAGACUAACUACCAAAUUGAACUAUGUAUAUAUAAAUUUAAGGGGCUUGAAGUGUUUUAUAAUAAGUUUAUCAUCAAUAUGGAGCGAUAAGAACUUAGUGGGAUGAAGGGUUUUAUUAAAGUUUUAAAUACUAUAAAAUAUUUGUAUCCAAAAAUUUUGAUGUAAAUAUAGAAAAAAUGUUAAAUUCAUUUGAAUUUAUAAUUCCAGAGCUCAAUUUUUCAACUAAAAUUUAAGGAAUUUUUAACUCUGAUAUUAGUAUUUCUAUAACAGAUUUAACAUUAAUUUUUUCAAGAAAAUGUAAAUAAGGAAAAAAAAAAAAAUGGUAGUAGUGCCUAAAAAUGA
This is a messenger RNA of Paramecium pentaurelia, 1137 nucleotides long. NCBI's taxonomy places the organism in Eukaryota, Ciliophora, Oligohymenophorea, Peniculida, Parameciidae. The record is from the annotation of a GenBank genome assembly.